Eucalyptus grandis is the source of this 1838-nucleotide messenger RNA. RefSeq names its product transcription factor bHLH144. The transcript has 4 exons. Lineage: Eukaryota; Viridiplantae; Streptophyta; Magnoliopsida; Myrtales; Myrtaceae. Gene Ontology annotation, molecular function: protein dimerization activity. The record is from RefSeq and is a predicted model, not a curated record. Bases 738 to 1460 code for a protein of 240 amino acids.
UCCCUCCCUCCCACGCAUCUCAUCACUUUACUCUCUCUCUCUCUAACCCUCGGAUUUCUCUCUUUCUUCUCUUUCUCUCUCUUCUGCGCGGCCAUCUCCUGCGAGAUCUCCGAGAUUUAGGUCUUCGAUUUGCCUCUGGAAGGAGGAGGAAGAAGAAUUCAAACCGCGGAGAUUGAAAGAAGCCAACCAACCAUGCCGUGGAUGUUCAGGAACUUCGUUCGCUUGGUUGCCUUCUUCUUCAUCCUAUAGUUUCGUUGAGUUGGUAGUUUUUCAAAAUUCAGCAACGCAUUCAUCCGGUUUUGCCAUUUGGAUUUUGUGGGAGAAUUUGAGAAUGUACAUUGCAGUCACCAUCAAGAGAUAUCGAGCAGUGAAGGAAGUUGGCAAAAUUAAAAUGAGUGUUGGAUUGAUUGCCCAUUACCAAUUGAUGCAAGUUUGUCAGGCUGAAUACUUUCGUCAGUUGCUUAAACCUGUCACGUAGUCUCACCCUGUUAAGCUCUGGGAGUUGGGACUUUGGGGAGAAUAGAGAGGCCCUCUGGUUGAGUUCAUGCAGGAGUAAUGCCGUGAAAAAUAUUUGGUUCUGAUAAUCAUUAUAGUAGCCUUAUCUAGUAUUUAGUUCUCUUUCUCUGUCGUCGCUUUAGCUACCUUCUCAGCCACUUGAAAUUCAGUGCUACAAACUCGAAUAGCCAAAGAGUUACAUCUUCGCUGAAGACGAUUAUUAUUAAGAAAUUGUAACGUUGAUGGAGAGCAACCACCACUUGCCCACCAGAAAGGAAACAUAUUCCAUGACUAAUCAAAUGAGUGGUGAGUACAUGGAUAUUCCGACUGCAUAUGCAUUUUGCGCGGUUCCACCACCACAGGCCAUGGAAAACCUUCCACCGGUCCAUGGUCUUCAAUUUCAACCAUCUACUUUGUGCCCAAAGAAUUUCAUUGUAUUUGACCAGACUGCUUACCAGAGUCGGAUCAUGUUUCACCCUGCAAUUGCCCCCAAAUUCGGAAAUUCAGGUUUUCAAAGUUAUCCGACCUAUGUGGAGAAGAAAGAUGACAUAAAUUGUGCUUUCAAUGAGCAAAGGGAGGUUUCAUAUUCUGAUAAAGAGGACUCAGAUGAUAUUGAUGCUUUGCUGAGCUUGGAAGAGGAGGAAGAAGAAGAGUAUGACGAGGAUGAGGUGAGCACUGCGCGGACCAAUGGCAAUUACGGGAGCUCAUCCCCUGAUUCUUGCUCCAGCUUUGGAUCAAAGGCUAGGAAACUUAGCAUCUCUUCUCUUCUCCAAAAGUCCUCCGGCAGUAGCAGCAGUUCGAGCAGUGAACCCAAACAGCAGAAAAUGAAGAAGAUGGUAAAGGCGCUGAGAGGAAUCAUUCCUGGUGGCAACCGGAUGAGCACUGUCACUUUGUUUGAUGAAGCUGUCAGAUACCUUAAGUCUCUGAAGAUUGAAGCAGAGAAGCUUGGAGACUUUAAGGACUAGACAUGCUGUGGCACUGGGACUGAGCUGCUACAUACGGGUAGCACACCCCUUCUCUCACUCUCUCUCUCUCUCUCUCUCUCUCUCUCUCUCUCUCUCUCUCUCUGCUGAUAAUAUGCAUUUGCUAGCUUGUAGAUGCUGUUAUGAUAUAUGCUAAUGGUUGUUAGGAGGUUGGGACUAUGAACCCUAGUUAGCUGCUGUGAAGAGAAGGGAGACUGGGAAAUGACAUUUAUAUGUUAUGUAAGGUGCAGAUUUCUUAUGUUGUAGUUGUCUGGACUCUUGGCCUUGUAGACACUUUAAUAAAAUGUAUUUAUCGUCAGCACCACAUAGGCAUCAUUGUCAUUCAACAGGUUGUUUUUUUAUUAGCAAGAGUAUUAGUCC